CCACAUUCUAUUUUUGUCAUUAUUACAAGUACUUGUUUGCUAUGGAUUCCAGGAUCCAGGAUGUACAAGAAAAACUUAAAAAGGAGCGAAUGGUUUUGGAUGGCGCUACAAGGAUGCUUGCCGUUCAGACCCAGGCCAGUGCUCGUCAGAUGGUUGAAGUCAAUGUUGUCGAGGCUCAGAAGCGUAUCGAGUUUCUAGAGAGUGAACUGCGCAAGCUCUAUAUUAAACGAGAUCCUACAUCCACUGCUGCUUCUAUCCCAUCUUCUCUUCCACCAUCGUCAUCACACCCCACGGGGCUGGCCAUGAGCGGCUCGUUGACACAAAUGAAUCUACACGAGUCUACUGGCGGCCAUUCUAGCGUCACCGCCCGAACUUCCACUUCAAAUCUGGAUUCAUCUCGUCAAGGAGUUACUAUUAUUGGUGGAUCCUCUUCGCAUUCUGUGGAUGAUUUACCUGAUUCAGGACCAGCUCUGAACACUGUGGAAACUAAUUUUGACUUUCUCCGAUAUGGAGCUGCCAUCACAGCUGAGCAGGUUCAAUUCCGUGUCAAGAAAAUUCAAUCAAAACUAGACAUUGAACAAAAGGUGCGGACAGGAACAGAGAAUAUGUUGGCAGCUCUUGGCUCCACAAUCAAUGAUGAUCCUAAACGAAAGGCACGAUUGGAUCAGCGUCUUGCCGAGGCUAAAGUCAAGGAGAUGCUGCUUUUCAAGGCAAAAACCAAACUAGAUCAGAUCUAUCUGAAAGAUAAUGAGCAUGAAGAUGAUUCUCAUAUCUACGAAUCAUCAAAACGUAAAACAGGAAAACUUUCAGUUAAAGUUAUUGGUGCAGCCAACAUCACUGGUAGAAAAUCACAGCGUGAGGAAAUCAUUGCUCAAGUGCUAGUAGACAGUGUUUUAAAAUACACUACUCGUCCAAGUAGACAAAAGUGGGAAGAGUCUAUGGAUUUGACAGUAGAUAAAGCACUGGAAGUUGAAAUCAAUAUAUUGGAGAAAAGCGGCGCGCUGCUUGCCAUGUGUUGGUUCAAGAUAGCAGAUUUGGACGAAAAUUUGGAAAAGCGGUUUGGAAUCAAUAGGCCAUCAAGUAUGGAUACUGUGCCAGAGACUUGGUUAGAGAUGGAGCCAAGCGGCCAGUUGCAUAUCAAGCUCAGUUUUGCCUCUGUUCAAAGAUCCAAAACAGAAAAGGAUCGUAUUUUCCGUCGCAAUCCUGUACAGAAGAUAUACCCUCGCAAUGGACAUAGAUUUUUUGCAAUGCAAUUUUACCAAGUUAUGCAGUGUGCUUUUUGCAACGAAUUUCUUGGCCGCCAGGGAUAUCAAUGUCAAACUUGCCGGUAUACUGUUCAUCCCAAGUGCCAUCACCGUGUGAUUACAAAGUGCAUUAGUUCUGAAGAAAUCAACACUGAUAAAAACACAGGCCAGCUUUUGAAGUAUAAGAUACCUCACAGAUGGGAUAAUGUUACCAAUCUCCUUGCCGCAUGGUGCGUCCACUGUGGAUACCUAAUUCCUCCAGGUCGGAAAAUUCAUCGAUGCUCAGAGUGCUCUCGCAGUAGCCAUAAAGAAUGCUCCAUGAUGGUGCCUUACUUUUGCGGGUUGGCACCAGAUAUGGCAGAUACUCUUAUGGCAGCCUUUGACGAGCAUGAAAAGAAAAUGAUUCAGAAGGAACUAGAAGAGGCUGAAAAAUCUCGUACAAUCAUGCCGAUAUUUGAUUCUGUUACUAGCACGGACAGUGCCGAGUUUUCAGCUGAAAGGAUUGGCGGUGAGGAUGUAAGCCACACAGUCUCAGACGGAGUUGCUAUUCCUGUACCUGCUAUGGGCACUUCCAAUCUUGAGUCUAUCAAUAAGAUACCGGGACCUACUCCUCCUCCAAUCAAAGAAUCUUCACCAAGCUUUCGAAAAUCUAUUGAUAGAUCUGUAAGUUAUUAUUUUGCUCCACGACCUUCUGGGACUGAUUUCCAUGUUUCAGCACGAACCUCUUCUCUCAAAAUCAAGAUGCCACCUAAAGAUGUUACGCUCGAGGACUUCCAUUUCGUUGCUGUUCUUGGUCGCGGUGCUUUUGGAAAGGUUAUGCUUGCCACUGAAAAGACUACAAAUCAAGUCUAUGCCAUCAAGGCAUUAAAAAAAGAGUUUAUUAUUCAAAACGAUGAUGUCAAGAGUACCAAGCUUGAAAAGUUUAUUUUCCAGGCUGCUUCAGCUGAGCAUCAUCCAUUUAUGGUGAAUCUUCACUCAAGCUUCCAAACUGAAUCUCGCAUUUAUUUUGUCAUGGAAUAUGUUGCUGGUGGAGAUUUGAUGUGUCACAUUCAAGACAAGAAGCGCUUUUCUCAAGCGCGUACGAGGUUUUACGCCUGUGAAGUAUUGCUUGCUUUACAGUACUUUCACCUUAACAACAUUGUUUAUCGUGAUUUGAAACUUGAUAAUAUUUUGUUGGGGAUAGAUGGACACAUCAAAGUAGCUGAUUACGGUAUAUGUAAGGCAAAUAUGCCAUAUGGUGCUACUACUUCAACGUUUUGUGGUACUCCCGACUACAUGGCCCCUGAGAUUUUGAUGAACCGACGAUACGGCGUUGCUGUUGAUUGGUGGUCAUUUGGUGUACUUAUUUUUGUCAUGCUUGUUGGCCGCUAUCCUUUCCAUGGUGAGGAUGAAAACGAUAUUCUGGAAGCCAUUUUGUCAGAUUCGAUUGAAUAUCCAUCCAAUAUGCCACGCAUCACACUGUCGCUCUUACAAUCACUUAUGAACAAGGUACCAUCUCGUCGACUGGGAGGAGGAAGCGCUGACGCAGAAGAAGUCAAGAAGCAUCCUUAUUUUGUAAAUGUAGAUUGGGCAGCAUUAAUGAGAAAAGAAAUGACUGCACCCUUUGUUCCUACAAUUGCUGGCACAUUUGACGUGUCUAAUUUUGACAAGGAGUUCACGUCCGAACAGCCUGUGUUGACACCGAUUAGCUCGGUACUGGGCGAGAUGGACCAGAAAGAGUUUAAUGAUUUCCAGUACAUCUCAGAUUGGGCAUAUCAAGCACGGUGUGCUGCAUCUAUUCAAUGCAAGUAGCGAUGUGAUUGUUGGUUUAGAAGCAGUAGGAAUGGGAUGUAUUGCUUUUGGCAUUGUAUCUGGAAUGCUCAUGGAUGAAGGGCUGAGAUUGCUUGUUAUGGAAAGUUUAAGUUGGAGAAUUAAAUAAAAGGUUGGCUUUUAUUAUAACUGG
Messenger RNA from Batrachochytrium dendrobatidis JAM81, 3186 nucleotides. RefSeq lists its product as uncharacterized. The transcript is spliced from 15 exons. Bases 42 to 3035 code for a protein of 997 amino acids. Gene Ontology annotation, cellular component: cytoplasm; nucleus. Gene Ontology annotation, molecular function: ATP binding; protein serine/threonine kinase activity. Lineage: Eukaryota; Fungi; Chytridiomycota; Chytridiomycetes; Rhizophydiales. Gene Ontology annotation, biological process: protein phosphorylation; signal transduction. The record is from RefSeq and is a predicted model, not a curated record.